AAUUUUGUCAUACUCUUCUCUUAUUGUUCUUAACCGCUAUUGUUCCUAACCGUAAGCGAUCUGAAGAAAACAAAUGACAGCUGUAGGCGGAGGCGGCGGAGACGGCGACGGCGUUGAAGGAAGCAAUGGCGGAAGCGAGAGUCGUCAUGUGGCGCCAUCUUGAUAUGCUUCUCUACCGUUGUGUACUCAUUCUGCCGCCUCCCGUCCUGGCAAGAGGACCUGACCGUCGUGAUCGGAGGCAGGCCGAUGUGCCGUUCGUGCGUGCGUGCCCUGCUCAAGAUGGCUUUGUCCGACGCGGCGCCGCAGUGAUAUCGCAUAGAGCAAAGUAUCGGCCAGAUCCAAUCCAAAUUGGAUUACUCUUGAGUAAGCUGAAGGAAGGUGAAGAAGACCGCCAGCACGACGACACACAUCACGAUCACGACGACGAGGAGGAAGAAGGUGGUAGUCGGCAACUUCCUCAGUGGCGCGGAGAUGUGACGCUUGUCGGCGAACCGAUGGCAGAAACACCCGAGAUGGAAUCGCCUUUGGCCCGUCAGGACUGUUUCGUUGAGGCCCAAGAGGAUUCCACCUCAGUGGAGGCCGAUACGGAAGACGUGUCAACAUCGGACGGGACGACAUCAAUGACGACAACAACGGCAAUAUCGGAUACUAUCGACGACGAUGACUAUGCGGCACGUCCAUCCGUCCUGCGAGAUUCGCGUAAGGACUUGACGGUAAUGUGCGAGAGAUUGGACGAGAAAUCCGAAGCCGAGGGAUCCGAAGCAAGACAAUCGAGUGAUUAUCCUUGUCUCCCAAAACUGGAGGAGAAUCAAGUCGAAGAGAAGAAGGGUCAGAUCGGGGAGAAGGAGGAUCAGGAGAGAGGACAGGAAGAGGAGGAAGAGAAGAAGGCAAAAAAUGGAAACGAGAAGGACGAGUUCGGUGCGAAAUUGAUGGAAGAUUCUCUUCAGAAACUUGAAGAGUCGCCGAAGACGGCUGAGUUUCAGAAUCACGACAUCGAAGAGUUCUCGGGGGUGCAAGAGAGCCAGAUAGGGACGUCCACAUCAUCGGACGUCUCCAGAAAGAGGUCGGCCGCGGAUGAUUUUUUGCCGAUUGGUACGGAGGCCAAGAGGAUCGGCAUUGAAAUCUCGGAGGAGCAAGCGAAUCAGCUGAAAAACGAUAUUAGGAGGCUGUCGCCGGUGUUAGUGAGCCUGCGGGAGAGGACCCUGGGCGAAGUGUCCCUGACCUCGGAAUCCUAUCUCUUCGGGAACGAUGUUGACGGUAGGAUAAUUUCAAGCUGCAACGACGUUCCGGCAGAAUCUUUUGUGACGAAUGAUUCCAAGAUUCAUGAUGUUGAUCGGAACUGUGAGAAGCAGGAUAUCGGCGAGGAGAAGAAAGAAACGAUCGUCAGGAUUGGUGUAAGUUCUUUGGAGUGCACGAGCAGCGCCAACGUUGGAGACACGUCGAAUUGCGCGAGUAAAAAAAUGGAUUGCGACAACGAGGAGGAGAUUACGACACUUGACGUAGCUUCUGUUGUAUUGUCGAAAGGUGACGAUUUGGACGGCACAACGGAGUCGCGUCAAGACGAUGUCAGAGACACAAACGUGAUCACAAACGCUGAAAGUGCGCUUUGCACUCCGACGAAAAAGUGUGUUGUUGAUACGACGAUACCAUCAAGUCCUAUUUGUCGAAAUUUAACCGUUGUGCUGAAUCGUAUCGAAGAGAAAGAUAUAAAGAAAAGGAACGAUCAAAUGGACAGAGACAUCACUGAGAAUAUGUGGGACUAUGUCGUUGAGGAGAGUUUGCCUUCCAAUAGAAGAAGAGAUUUCGUCGAGGAGGAGCGUGAUUCGGUUGUUGAAUCUUGUGAAUCUGAAGAAGCCCAGGAGAAGAACGCGAAGAAGCAACGAUGGCAAAGCGAUUCCUCUCCAAUAACCAGGUCAAGGAAAUGCGAGCUGACAGAGAACGGAACUUGCAGUCCGGAUAGUGGAUUGGUCCUGAAGAAGUGCAAGGUGGUGCUGGAGAGAAUCGGUGAAAUCCUGGGACAUUCGUCACAAGGAGAGAACGCCGAGGAAAACGGAAUCAUAAGUCAAGAGUUUGAGAAAGAUGACGAGUCUGCGCCUGUAGCGAUAAUCGGCAAGCUGGAAGAGGAUGAGGAGGUGGUACUGGCGAGCUCGUCGCUCACGGCUGAAGAUAGCCGCGCGUCUAACGAGCUGGACUCAUCGGAGACGAUGCCAAGCUCGCCAGAGGAAGCACCAGAAGCAUCGAUAGAAGUCGCUGAAGGCGUCGAUACCGAGACAGAAACGGAAACCGGCUCUGAUAGUUCGGAAGUAUCACCCAUCACUAGCAUUCGUCACGAGCUACGCGACGUCGACAUGGCGCCCGAUCAACUACCCUGUUCUGAGGGAGUCGCUCUGUGCUGUGUGGAAGCGAUGGCGCCGAUUAUGACGAGAUUGGAGGCCGAACGGCCGGAAGCGUAUACGGAGGACUCUGCUGAGAGUUUGGCCUUGGCGACUGGCGCCAGGGACGAGGUCAGAUCCGACGGGAGUGAUUCCGGUCUGGGGAAUGAAAUCCCCGGUGACUCUGGACCAGCGCCCGCACCGGAAAGCGACUCGGAGACAUCCUUCCUCGACAGAUUGCCGGACGACAUCCUCUCCGACAAGGAGAAAGGCGUAAACCAAUUGGACAGCUAUGCGCCGUCCUCGGGUGCGUCUGGUGCACCGGGUCAGCUACCUCUGACGAGCUUUCAAACACUUCCGGCCAAAAGCAACCUGAAGCGCAGGCUGACCGAUUGCAUGGAGGGUGACGAGUCACGGAGCAACGUCGACGAGCCCGUGAAAAAGAAGCGCAACAUCCAGUUCGAUGCAGUGACAGUCUAUUACUUCCCUCGGGCGCAGGGCUUCACCUGCGUACCUUCUCAAGGCGGCAGCACCCUGGGCAUGAGCGCGACGCACACACACGCGGAGAGGUUCUCGCUGUCGGAACACGCGGCCGAGCAAAGGCGGAUUCAUCGCGCUCGCCUCGCGCAGCUACGCUCCGAGCGCAGCUGCGCGACCAACUGCGUAACCGAGACGGCGUCAAGUUCGGAGGAUCCGAGCGAUGACACCGACGAGGAGCCGAGCGACAACGAGGAGCUCGACAUCGAUAGCUACUACUUUCUACAGCCGGUGCCCACGUGGCAGCGGCGGGCGCUUCUCAGGGCCGCCGGUGUACGAAGGAUAGACGCCAUCGAAAAGGACGAGUGCCGGGAUAUUCGCGCGAGCAGGGAGCACUGCGGGUGCGGCUGCAAGGGGUACUGCGAUCCCGAGAGCUGUCCUUGCAGCAGGGCCAACGUAAAGUGUCAGGUGGAUCGUCCAGGUUUCCCUUGCGGCUGCACGCGGGAUGGUUGCGCAAACAGCACAGGCAGGAUCGAAUUCAACCCCGUGAGAGUACGAACGCAUUUUAUCCACACGCUGAUGCGAUUAGAACUGGAGAAGAAGCAGCGUGAGGAAGACGGUGGCGGUGAUCAUGACCAGACGGACAAUCAGGGACAGCGCGACAGGAGUGCUCGUCCUUUGAGGGAUAUCGGUUCUUUAGGCAUGGAGACAACCGUAGCCGGUGACGCGUGCGCGAUUCCGGGUACAGGACCCGGAGGCGGAGGGGGCGGAUUCACGACGUUGCAUUACGAGACAAGUCACGAGGGUGUCGGGGCUGGCGUGGUAGCGGGCGGCUGCCAACCGGAGGUGCCUGGUACGCGAGAGGACAGCCUGGAUUUAUAUGCCAUCAGAGAUGACUGUUACGCGAGCGAAGACACGGUGGACAGCAGCCAGUCAGGCGUUGUGCAGCGGAAAUUGCAUCCGGAAUUUGGCCAGGCCUUCCAGAGCUUCUCGCCCGGUGGCCAAAGCGGCGGCACCGCCGGCGCGGGCGGUGGUGGCGGUGGUGGCGGUGGUGGCAGUAGUGGCAGUAGUAAUGGCGGUGGCAUGAGCUUCCAGCAAUCCUCUUACCAGGAUUAUGGAUCGCCAUACGCGGGACUCCCAUCUACGUCGCGAGUCCAAUUCCAACCGUCGCCGUCGCAGUUUCAGUCGCCAUCAAAUCCGGCUGCUUUUGCGCAUUACGGAUCCUACGGCGGACCACAAGAUGCCGCGAGUACUGCACUUCAAGGCUGCACCGGCCAGGUUCAUCAAAUGCCGCAGCCUCCGCCGCCGCCAUCGACAUCGCAGAGUCAACAGCAGCAACAGCAACAGCAGCAGCAGCAGCAGCAGCAACAGCAUUCGUCUUACGAUGCGACAGUGUUCGCGCAGGAUGAUGCCACGAGUACCACACAGUACACGAACCUCACUAAUUCGGUGCAGCCAAUGAACGCGACGGUGGUGCAGCAGAUGCAGGGUAAGCUCGAGCCUUUCUCGGAGCUGCUCAGCGGCAGAUACUCGUAUUACGGCGAGAUGCACGAGCCGCAGCAGCACCAUAAUACAUACGGUACUCACGGAACUACCGGCAAGAUCGCGGAAAUAAUCGAGCCCGAUCAAGUCACCGGCGAGCAACAAGCCGAUAGCACAGUUGAGGAUUGUGACGAGAACUUCGGCGAGAUUAUCAAGAAGUCCAUGGUUGAAACUGUGUCUGCCUAGAACGGAGGAAGUCUACCUCGCAUGGAAUUGUCCAGGAGGAGUACCGGGGAUACUCAGUGCACGCCAAAAAGCUGCAUUUCUUUCUGUCGGUCUCUUUGAAAUCGAAAGACUGGAGCCUCCUCUCUCUAUCUACAUACAUGAUAAGCUUGAUAUCGAGAAACUCCUUAACGUUUGAUAGUUUGUUUCUCUCGAGUCUUUCGUCUAGGAUCGCUUGAAUGGCGGGAUUCAUUGAAUACAUCCUGGACUCGAUACACCUCAUGGACGAUCUACAUCACUUGACGUCUCGGCUCCUUUGAUGUCUGGAAAAUUAAAAACCUUGGAACUUCCUUCAAGUUCAAAAUAAUCUCUAAAAUUAGGACUUCGAGGACAAUCUAGAUGAAGGACUAGAAGGAACUUCGGGAGUUGUUAACGAUUUAUUCCCCCGCGCGAUUUGCGAAUAGGGGUGAACGUAUGGUGCCCUCCGAAGGAGACGGAAAAUCUCCUGGGGCUAGAAUAACGUCGGAUGUCCAAGAGAUCUCGCAUAGAGAUCGUUAGGAAAUUUUACGACUACGACGUGUGCGUCCGCCCGGGAUGAAGUGACUCGCGACGUCAUCGUCGGCAUCCUCCUGGAGCGUCAGGAUCGUUAUGUUAGUUAUUCAAUGUCGACAACUUCACGAUUGCAGUUUAUAAUAUCUAAGAAGAGCGAUCAUUCAAUUCUUUUUCGUUGCGAUAAACGAUUGAUUCUUGUUUGCGAUGGAAGAUAAAAAAUUAUGUCAAAUCGCGAAGUUGACCGACUUAUUCGAUUUAGGUCGUCGACGAUGUACGUUGUGCGAGACGAUGACGAGGAUCUCGGUCUAGAAGGUCUUGAAAUAAAACCUUUCGAGCUCUGAGAUUCUCGUCGGAUAUCUUCUCUAAGAGCGAUCCGUGAGCUAUGGUGGAAAGAGAUUUCAACGAGGUUGUGACCAAGAAAUAACACAUGGGAUCAGCUUAUAGAUUGCAGUUUAUAAUAUCUAACUUUAAGCAUAGGGCCGAUCGACCAGGAAUGGGUCGCGUGUUCUUUUAGACAGGCCUCACGUCAGAGGCUAUGUCCGAAUAAUGUAUCGAUCUAGAGCGAAUCUGCACUCGCUCUAAUUCGAGAGAAUCGUUCUGGAAUAUACACAUACACAACACAAUAUACAUAUACACAAAAAAA
Molecule: messenger RNA, 5748 nt
Organism: Pogonomyrmex barbatus (red harvester ant)
Lineage: Eukaryota; Metazoa; Arthropoda; Insecta; Hymenoptera; Formicidae
Gene: Axud1
Product: AXIN1 up-regulated 1
Biological process (GO): regulation of transcription by RNA polymerase II
Cellular component (GO): nucleus
Molecular function (GO): sequence-specific DNA binding; DNA-binding transcription factor activity, RNA polymerase II-specific
Source: RefSeq, a predicted model, not a curated record